Lichtheimia ornata is the source of this 1029-nucleotide messenger RNA. RefSeq lists its product as uncharacterized. The transcript has a single exon. Gene Ontology annotation, biological process: regulation of DNA-templated transcription. The record is from RefSeq and is a predicted model, not a curated record. NCBI's taxonomy places the organism in Eukaryota, Fungi, Mucoromycota, Mucoromycetes, Mucorales, Lichtheimiaceae. Gene Ontology annotation, molecular function: DNA-binding transcription factor activity. The annotation marks the transcript as partial.
AUGUCGUGCUCAUCACCUCGCGUCAAGACUGAACCAGAAAUCCAACAACAUGAAGAUGAAUUAUUAAUGUCUUAUUUGAAUGCUGAUUGUGUAUCUACCAACUCGCCUUGGUCAAGUCCUUCCUCCAAAACAACUGAUCUUCAGCCAUGUACACCUCCUGGCUUCAUUGAUGGCUGGUCAUUGACAUCACCUGGUGUUGUUAGUGGCAGUUCAGCGAUGAUGGCUCCUACUCCUACUCCUACUCCCAUAUCCAAUCUGCCACAAUCAGCACAUGAAGUAUACUAUCCUGCUAUAAGCGCGUCAUCAGAUCAAUUCCCUUAUCAUUAUGGUAUGGCAGCAGCAGCAGCAGCACCACUAGCACCUCCACCACCAUCCCAUCCAUCAUCCGUAUUAUCAUUUCUCGAAUCCUUUGGAAGGCAAUUUGGAGGAACAACACCAACGACAACAACAACACCAGCUUCACCUCAUUAUCAUCUACAACAGCCACCUUCACCUGCAUCGACAGCUACCUCCUCCAAUUCUUCUUGUGUUUCUUCUCCAGGUGCUGGUAGUGGUGAGCAACCCAAACGUAAGCGUGGACGCAAAAAGAGAGAUUCUUCAGCUUCGUUGGUCACAAGUACUCCCGUCAUUGCACCAGCACCAGCAAUCCCAUCCACACCCACUACGCCUUCUGCCACAGUGCCAGGCAUAAAAAAGGAGGUGGAUACACAAACAUCUACUACUGUUCGACAGCAUAGCAACAUGGUUGUUAAUACCAAGCAACGCGCUACUACUGUGACAACAUCAUCAUCACCAGAUGACAAGGCGGCGGCAGCAUUGGCCAAACGACAAGAACGAUUAAUCAAGAAUAGGGCAGCCGCUUUAUUAUCGCGUAAAAGAAAACGUGAACAUCUCAACGCGCUUGAGGAGCAAAAUCAGACUUUGAGGGCAGAGAAUGAGGAAUUAAAGUUAAGACUAUCGAUGUUGGAGAAUCAAGGAACAAGUGGGGCAGCUACUACAACAACUACAACACCAGCAGCGGCGGGAGGA